This is a messenger RNA of Pelobates fuscus (common spadefoot toad), 1005 nucleotides long. It is a transcript of the gene HOXA7, whose product is annotated as homeobox A7. NCBI's taxonomy places the organism in Eukaryota, Metazoa, Chordata, Amphibia, Anura, Pelobatidae. The transcript has 2 exons. Gene Ontology annotation, biological process: anterior/posterior pattern specification; regulation of transcription by RNA polymerase II. Bases 164 to 814 code for a protein of 216 amino acids. The record is from RefSeq and is a predicted model, not a curated record. Gene Ontology annotation, molecular function: DNA-binding transcription factor activity, RNA polymerase II-specific; RNA polymerase II cis-regulatory region sequence-specific DNA binding. Gene Ontology annotation, cellular component: nucleus.
GGAUGGGCUGGUCAUAUGGUUGCUGAUCACGUGCAGUAGGCAGCUCAGUGCAAAAGAAAAUGGGGUUUUGUGUAAAUCUAAGGUUUUAAUGUUAUCAUAUAUCAAGCUACCUCGUAAAAACCGACACUGAAGCCUGCCGGACAACAAAUCAUAGGUCAAAAAUAUGAGUUCUUCAUAUUAUGUGAAUGCUCUUUUCAGCAAAUAUACAGCUGGCUCUUCUCUGUUCCAAAACACAGACUCAGGCUCCUGUUCAUUUCCUACAAACUCUCAGAGAAGCAGCUAUGGAGCCAGUGCUGGGGCUUUUGCAUCUUCGAUGCCCGGUCUUUACAAUGUGAACAGCACUUUGUAUCAAAGCCCUUUCGGUGGUUAUAGUCUGGGCUCAGAAGCUUACAAUCUACACUGCUCCACGUUUGAUCAGAACAUCCCUCUGCUUUGCAAUGACCUGGCCAAGGCAGCCUGUGACAAGGUGGAGGAAUCAGCCCUGCACUCCCAGGCAGACAGCAAUUUUCGCAUUUACCCCUGGAUGAGAUCUUCAGGACCCGACAGGAAGAGGGGUCGCCAGACCUAUACCCGUUACCAAACCCUAGAAUUGGAGAAGGAAUUCCACUUCAAUCGCUAUUUAACGAGAAGAAGAAGGAUAGAGAUUGCCCAUGCCUUGUGUUUGACAGAGAGACAAAUAAAAAUCUGGUUUCAAAACAGGAGGAUGAAAUGGAAGAAGGAACACAAAGACGACAACAGCAAUACUACCGACACCGGGGAGGAGACCACAGCAUCCACUACAACUGCUGAAGAGAAAGUGAAAGAGGACGAUUAACCCCUCAUUGUCUGGAGCACUUAGUGCUUUUCGCAUUUGCACGUGACUGUGAAAGCUUUUUUGAAAAUGUUUGUUUAAACAUGUGUUGUUUUUUUGUUUUGUUUGUUUUUUAAACUUGUUCUUGAAGAUUUUGGUAGUACCACAAGCCAGGCCGUAGACAGUCAUUCAGGGAGCAGUUUAAUCUUUUAUCU